UUCCCACAAGCCUCCGCAUAAACAUCAACGAGAGUGCACGCCGCAGCAUAGUUGAUGCGCCCUCUUCAUAAGCUGACACUGACAGUGUAUGUAUGGCAGGAAUCUCACCUGCAUCCUGCAGCAACGUAAGCCUCACCGAGACCUACUUCCUGGAACCGCAAUCAUCUCCCAUCCGACUCGGAACGGAAACGAAGGAUCCUACUAUCUAAUUGGCCACUAUAAGUAUCCAACAUGGAUAAGGUACUGGCGCUUACUCCCCCUGAGAAACAAUCCCACAAUCAAACCUCCAAGCUUAACUCCUCCCCCCCAAAAUGACCCUCCCAAGAUACAUCUUCUAUUUCCGCCGCAAACCCGGCACCACCCCACAGGAAUUCAAAGAAUACUACGAACAGCACCAUCUCCCCCUUCUCAAAGAGAUCGCGGGCGAUCGGUUCCCACUCUCCCAUCAACGCUACUACCUCGUCCGUGACGCUACGCCCAAAAACCCAGCCCCUUCCAGCGAUUCGGACGCAGCGGACAGUACUGAGGUGAACUACGUUCCCCGCGUGCUUUCCGGCGCAGCGGACGAUUUCCCCUGGGAUGUCUACGCGGAGCUUACCUUUGAGGAUACGCAGCAUCUGCAUGCGUUUCUGGGCCGGCUGGGGGCCCAGGGGAAACGGAUUGCGGAGGAUCAGGAGAAUUUCAUGGACUGUACGCGGGUGUAUGGGGCGGAGGUUGAGGGGCCGUUUGGUAGUACUGUUUAGGGUUCGGGGUGAGGUACAGCUGGUAUGAGGAGAAAGAAAAGAAUAUUUGGAGGGGACUGUGGUAUGUAUGUGGUUGAGGUUGAGGAGAGGCUGGCUGCUCAGUCAUUCUGUUGACUUCUUCGCUGGCCAGUUUUUAUUGGAGAAUUGGAGGCUGGGAAGGAGGGAAUUGGUUAAGUUCAGUACAGACGAGGCCGUAGUGCUCUGUUGUCUGGUGCUAGAUUAGGUAGUGCAAAGGGUACUACAGAGAUAUAGGUGGAGCAUACAUACAUACUGUACAUUCAUUGCCUAGGUAGUCGCUAUUCCAAGAACCAUCCUAUUCCAU
This is a messenger RNA of Aspergillus saccharolyticus JOP 1030-1, 1065 nucleotides long. Its product is annotated as EthD domain-containing protein. The record is from RefSeq and is a predicted model, not a curated record. The transcript has 2 exons. The coding region runs from base 312 to 743 and encodes 143 amino acids. Gene Ontology annotation, molecular function: oxidoreductase activity. NCBI's taxonomy places the organism in Eukaryota, Fungi, Ascomycota, Eurotiomycetes, Eurotiales, Aspergillaceae.